UAAACAGCCCUCAUGCAGGUGACGUAAACAGCCCUCUAUAGCAAUACCACAUUAUCGGGCUGGCUUUACCGCUCCAUAAAAGCAUGCAUUAUACUUUUAAUAUGAAAAUAUUCAAUCAAAAUGGAAUAAAAACCUUUUUCUAUAUCUAUAAACUUAUUAAUACAAAUGAGACGGUAUUGUGUCAUGCAUUCAUUAAAUUUGCUAGCUGAAAACUGUCAUAUAUGGUCUGUUCUUAUACAUUGCAUGAAUAUUUUGCUUGCUUUGAGAUCAAUAGUUGCAAUAUUUUCAGUAAUGUCUGAAUUAUAAAUUGUACGACUUUAGUACGUUCAAUUCUAUUUUAAAUUAUGAUAAAAAUACGCAAUUUAUGGCCUCGAAUUCUUGCGCUAACGCUUCUCGCACUUCAAGCUGGACUACUUGAUUAUUUUCUCAUCGAAAAUCUAAGUCUAAAGAGCCUAGCAUGGUUGAUCACAGAUAUUUUUGUCUUGUUUGUGUGGAUUUUGGCAAUGCUUGGGUCAACCAUUCCCAUAUGUAAAAUAUUUCGUGGCUGGCUUGUAAAGAAUCCUAAAGGUAACGAUUUUACAUCAACAUAUGUGGCUUGGGUUGCUUAUGUUGUUCAUUUUGUGCCACAAAUUGUAAUUAUCUUCAAGCUGUUUACCCAUGAACUGGAAAAUGAAGAGUUCCUGAGUCCAAACUUUCUCAAACUAACAUUGUCCAUAACACCAAUGUUAUUUAUAUUGUUGGUUUAUUCUCAUCACAAAUCGAGAGCAUCUUUUGUAAGGAAAACUUUUGUUCAAGUUCUUGUAAGUUCUGUUACCUUAAAUUUAUUCGACUCCGUCGAGAUCCUGGAGUAUUUAUUUGACAAGGAACACAUAUCAUUCUCAAUGGGAAAUGCAAUUAUUUCAUUUUCAUGCAUUAAUUGUCUACCCGUCUUAGCACUGUAUGAGUUAAAACACAAUAAAUUUUAUGAAACCGGUCAAGUGCCCGCUGUAUCGUUCAAGUUAAUAUACGUGCUAUCAUUUUUGUUUUUUGUCGACGUCCCAUUCCUGGUGAUUAGAGUGUAUCUUUGGUAUGCUUUCCAUCUGGAUGUUUCUAUUCUUUUCGCAAAGAAUAUUGUUGGUAUUUUUUUGGGUUUUGUUGAAGUUUACGAGUAUUUCAGUGAUACAAGACCUAUGCGAUGUAAAAAAUGCAAAGCAACUUUUGCCAAAGGAUAUUACAAAAACCACAUAAAUUCCUGUGGAUUUGAACUGAGAAGAACUGCGAAGACAAGCAUCGAACACAUUCCUGAGGAAACUGGAAGAGAACAGGACAAGUUUAUAAACGUCUAGGUCAUCAAUUGCCUUGUAUUUUUGUUAACAUCACUUACAUCCUAAUUGUAUGGAUAUAUAUGUAUAUAUGUAUUUGAAAAUUGGUAACCCAGGCAUAAUAUGAUAAUAUAAAGGAUUCCCUGGA
Xenia sp. Carnegie-2017 is the source of this 1449-nucleotide messenger RNA. RefSeq lists its product as uncharacterized. The record is from RefSeq and is a predicted model, not a curated record. NCBI's taxonomy places the organism in Eukaryota, Metazoa, Cnidaria, Anthozoa, Malacalcyonacea, Xeniidae.